Wyeomyia smithii (pitcher-plant mosquito) is the source of this 4761-nucleotide messenger RNA. RefSeq lists its product as uncharacterized. The coding region runs from base 1 to 4761 and encodes 1586 amino acids. NCBI's taxonomy places the organism in Eukaryota, Metazoa, Arthropoda, Insecta, Diptera, Culicidae. Gene Ontology annotation, molecular function: nucleic acid binding; zinc ion binding. The transcript has a single exon. The record is from RefSeq and is a predicted model, not a curated record. Gene Ontology annotation, biological process: DNA integration.
AUGCCCGUAAUGCAUUCGCCGUCGCGAUCGGAAGAUAGUGAAAAAUCAUUUCACGGAUUCGUCGAGGAUGUUCCCGUUGAUCUUGAUAUGGAAAAGGAAUAUCGUGUGGUUUGUCGCCAGCGUUCCCAGGUAAAGCAAAAGCUGGUGCGAAUUCAACGCACGAUAAUCGCGAACUCCACUAUCGGAUUGGCACAGCUGAAUGUGUUGUCAAAAAACCUAUCUGCAGUGUACACGGAAUAUAGUGCGUUUCACAGUAAGAUUUUGUCUUUGGUAUCGGAUGAAGCAUUGGAUCAACAAGAACAGGAAUAUGCUGAUUUUGAAAAUACUUAUACCGCCGUGUGUAAUGCAGUGGAGGAGUUACGAUUGGAAGCAAGCAACCGGACAUCGCCAAAUGCUUCAUCGAACCCGCAAAAUCAACAAGUAAUUAUCCAGCAACAACCCCUUAAGAUGCCGAUUCCUACAUUCGACGGAAAUUAUGCCGCAUGGCCAAAGUUCAAGGCCAUUUUUAAUGAUAUAAUAGCCAAUUCGGGAGAUACAGAUGCCGUCAAGCUGUAUCAUCUCGAAAAAGCGCUAGUCGGAAAUGCCGCUGGAACCCUUGAUACUAAAAUUCUUAGUGAAGGGAAUUACAAGCUAGCUUGGGAUGUCCUUAUGGAUCGAUACGAUAACAAGCGGGCUAUCGUGGAAGGCCACUACCGAGGGUUGUUAUCUCUGAAGAAAAUGUCGUCAGCAUCGCAUAAAGAAUUACGUGCACUUGUGAAUGAAGCCACUAAUCACGUUGAAAGCCUGCGAUAUCUCAAGCAAGAAAUUAAUGGCACAGCGGAACAUUUUUUCGUAUUUUUGAUUAUUUCGGCGCUCGACAACGCUACUCGACAAGCUUGGGAAUCCACAAUGAAGAAGGGAGAACUUCCAAAGUACAAAGAAACUAUCGAGUUCCUGAAAACACGGUGUCAAAUCUUGGAUAACUGUGAAUCUGCAAUCCAAGCAACCACCUCAGCAAAGAUGAAGCAAGUUCCACUACCAUCGAAGGCUCAGACGCAGAAAUGUUACACCUCAUCCACUAGCACUUCGCAACCCAUCUGUGAAAUUUGUGGUGGUUCCCAUCGGAAUGUCCUAUGCCCAACACUUACCGAUCUUUCACCUGCACAAAAGAACGAAAAAAUUCGAGCUGCUGGAGUGUGUUUUAACUGUCUGCGUAAGGGACAUAGAUCAAAAAAUUGUCCUUCUGAUAAGGCCUGCCACAAAUGCCAACGACGUCACCACACAUUGUUGCAUUCGGAUGGAAUGUUCAACAAAGAGACUAAACCCAAUGUUUCGCUUCCCGUCAAGACGGUGGCAAAUCCGCCUUCGAUUCCAGAAAUUCCAAAGCAAGCUGAUGCUGCGCAGAUACCCACCGUGGUAGAGUCGUCUGUUUCCAACACCUGCUCAUCAUACCAAGUACAAUCUAGAAGGACUGUACUGUUGCAAACCGCAAUAGUACAUGUAUUUGACCAAAAGAAGCAACCCCAUCCAUGCCGUGUAUUUUUGGACAGCGGCUCCCAGGUGAACUUCAUAACAGAAGAAAUGGCCAACCGCUUAGGUCUUUUCAAAAAACCAGCCAAUGUUCCCAUCGUUGGUGUUAAUGCCUUACGCACUCUCGCCCGAGAUAAAGUGACGAUCAAGUUCCGCUCCCGUGUGUCUUCUUUUAACGCCAGCCUAGAGUGUCUAGUAAUUCCCAAGGUAACAGGUAUAAUUCCAACUUCCAAGAUUGACGUUUCACAGUGGACAAUACCGAAUGGAGUAGUUCUCGCUGAUCCCAUGUUCCACACACCGGAAAAGAUAGAUUUGCUGAUAGGUGGAGAACUAUUCUUCGACAUCCUGAAACCGAGUCUGAUUCAACUAGCCGAUGGACUACCACAGUUACGAGACACUCAUGUCGGGUGGAUUGUGGCUGGUGUUAUCGUCGAACCGCACUUGUGUAACGUGUCGCUCCAGUAUUCGCACGUUGCACUAGAAGAUAUUGAACGGAAAUUGUUGCAGUUCUGGCAAGUCGAGGAGGUGCCAGAUGUUCCCAAACUAUCAGCAGAGGAGAUAGAAUGCGAAACGCAUUUUCUUUCCACCUACCAGCGUGACGAAACCGGAAGAUUCAUUGUUAAGCUUCCGUUUAGAAGUAAUUUAUCCCAGCUGGAUAAUUGCCGUUCCUUGGCUUUGAAGCGGUUUUUGAUGUUGGAGAAGCGACUCAUCCGUAACCCAGAAUUACAAGCACAGUACGUGGACUUUAUCCGUGAGUACGAGUCUCUUGGACAUUGUCGCGAGGUAGCAGAAUCACAAGAUAAACCAAACCAGCAACUUUAUUAUUUACCACAUCAUGCAGUACUGCGACCCUCCAGCUCAAGUACGAAAUGUCGCGUUGUGUUUGACGCAAGUGCAAAAUCAACACCGUCGGAACUUUCUCUGAAUGAGGUGCUGCAAGUGGGCCCUAUAGUACAAAAUGAUCUGCAUCAUAUAGUGCUACGAUUCCGUACAUUCAAAGUAGCUUUCACCGCAGACAUUUCAAAAAUGUAUCGUCAAGUACUUGCUGCACCGUCGGACCGUCAAUUCUUGAGAAUUUUCUGGAGAGAAAAACCAUCGUUACCGUUGCGCGUGUUGGAGUUGUGCACCGUUACAUAUGGCACCGCAUCGGCACCAUAUCAAGCAACUAGAUGCUUAGUGCAACUCGCCGAAGAGAAUGGCGAGAUGUUUCCCAUUGCCGCUCGCAUCAUUAAGGAAGAGACAUAUAUGGAUGAUAUCCUCUCAGGUGCCGGGUCAGUAGAGGAAGCCAUUAACGCACAACAACAACUUAAGCAGCUUCUUUCACAAGGAGGAUUUCCCAUACACAAGUGGUGCUCCAACUCCCAGAAGUUCCUAGAACGCAUCCCAGUGGAAGAGCAAGAGAAAAGAAUAACCUUGGAAGAGCAUGGAGUAAAUGAAGCUAUCAAAGUGUUGGGAUUACUUUGGGAUCCAUCUGCCGAUACUCUAUGCAUUGCUGCACAUCCAAAUCAACCAGCUUCGCAACCAUCUACGAAACGAGUAAUAUACUCAGAAAUUGCCAAAUUUUUUGACCCCCUCGGCAUGGUAUCACCGGUUAUAGUUAUAGCCAAACUUCUAAUACAGAAACUCUGGAAACUUAAAAUUGGAUGGGAUGAUAUAGUGGACGAUGAAACAACGCGUCAGUGGCAAGAAUUGCAAGCCUCACUUGUGUACCUCACCGACAUUCAGUUUCCAAGAUGUGUAAUAUUCGACAACGCGGUUGCCUACGAGCUCCAUGGGUUUUCAGACGCUUCUAUCGCAGCAUAUGGUGCAUGCGUAUAUUUACGAAGCAUUUUUGCCGAUGGCUCGGCAAAACUUCGUAUACUCACUAGCAAAUCGAAGCUGGCUCCAUUAAGCGAGCUUUCCAUUCCACGGAAGGAAUUAUGCGUCGCGCAUUUGUUAUCCAAACUAGUACAAAAGGUGCUACCAGCUCUGCAAAUAACAAUCCAAAGGUCCGUAUUGUGGUGUGACAGUACAAUCGUCUUGGCUUGGAUUAAAAAACCACUUAACCGGCUACAACUCUUCGUACGAAACAAAAUUGCUGUAAUCCAGAACCUAACCGGCGAGCAUCAGUGGCAACACGUCCGAUCUCAGCAAAAUCCAGCCGACGUUGUGUCCAGAGGUCAACUUCCCGAAUUCCUCAAGAAUAACAGUCUCUGGUGGAACGGCCCGGAGUUCCUACAAAUAGGAAAUUAUGAAAUGGAUGCUCCAGAAGAAAUACCAGAUGAUGAGCUGCCUGAACUCAAGGCCAUGGUGACAACAGCGGAGGAGAGGGCAGAUUUAGUGUCAUCUUUAAGCAGGUAUAGCAAUUUUCGCAAAAUUCAACGAAUCACAGGCUACAUGUUGCGCUUUGUAAAAAAUUGUCGCAAAAGAAAUCCAGAACAUCGAGAACUUCAAAAACAUUUGACCGUCUGUGAACUUCGUCACUCAGCCGAUGUGAUCGUUCGUCUCAUACAACAGCAGCGUUUCGCCGACGAAAUCAAGCGAGUUCGUGCCAACAAACCUUGUAGGAGACUUGGAAAUUUACGCCCUGUAUAUAUCGAUGGACUUCUUCGAGUAGGAGGUCGAUUGGAUCACUCGCAGUUACCCUUUGAGAAUCGUCAUCCUGUCAUAUUGCCAGAUAAGGAUCCGAUAGUGCGAUCAUUAGUUCGACAAAUGCACAUCGAGAUGCUCCACGUAGGCCAGACUGGUCUGAUGAAUGCCAUGAGACAAAGAUAUUGGCUUCUGAAUGCUAGAUCUACUAUUCGAUUGAUAGCACGUCGCUGUGUAAGAUGUUUCCGAACCAAUCCAACAGCCACCAGUCAGUUAAUGGGUAACCUGCCGGUAUCAAGAGUUGUUCCUUCACCUCCAUUUUCUGUAACUGGUGUUGACUACGCCGGUCCCUUUUGGACUAGACAAGGUUCGCGUCGUCCUGCGAUAGUAAAAUCAUACGUGGCUGUUUUUGUUUGUAUGUCAACUAAAGCAGUACACUUGGAAGUUGUAUCCGACCUGAGCACCGAUGCCUUUUUAGCAUCUCUUCGACGACUGAUAGCUCGACGAGGUAUGAUUCACGAAUUGCACUCGGAUAACGCCACUAAUUUCCGAGGUGCCAACCAUGAACUACACGUGUUGUACCAGCAGUUUCGCAAUCAGCAGACUGAAGAGGCCAUAAAAUCGUUUUGUCGUAGUCGUGAGAUCGAGUGGCAUUUCAUCCCACCAGAUGCGCCCGAAUUUUGA